Molecule: messenger RNA, 5664 nt
Organism: Symbiodinium necroappetens
Lineage: Eukaryota; Dinophyceae; Suessiales; Symbiodiniaceae
Source: the annotation of a GenBank genome assembly
AUGGCAAGCGGGCAGAUGUCGUCGCAUCGGCGGAUGAGCCAAGGCUCCGACAGCUCAGUGAAGCGGACCCCGCUGAUGUCAGCCGACAACCUGGGCCAAUACCGUCUCGUUCCUGAUGUGGAGUGUGCUGCUGACAAGGAUGCAGCAGUUCAGCAGAAGUCCUGCUGCCAGCCCGACUGCUGGGAGGAAUUGCUCCACAGUGUCGGAUUUAACCUUUUCAUCUCCACGUUGAUCGUUGCCAAUGCCAUCGUCAUUGGCUUGGAGACAGACAAUGUCGGGGAAGUCUGGGCAGUACUGGAAAUUGCAUUUCUGGGCAUUUUUUCCAUCGAGCUGCUUCUGCGGAUCCUCGUCUCCGGGCCGACAAAAUUUUUCGCCUAUGCGAACGAAGACUUCAGCUGGAACCUGUUUGAUUUUUGCGUCGUCAUCGCUGGUUGCUUCGAUGUUAUGUUUGACUUCUCGCCGGUGAGGCACGAGAAGGGCAGCUUCAUGACCUUCUUGCGCAUCAUCCGGCUGCUGAGAGUCAUGCGGAUGAUCCGUCUCUUGCGAUUCUUGCGAGACUUCCACGUCCUUACAUUUGGCUUCGCAGCGGCUGCUGUUGCCAUUAGAAAUGUGUCCCUAUUGAUGCUGGCGGCGAUAUAUGUCACGUCGAUUGUCUGCGUUCGAUUGAUAAUUCCGUUCAUGCAGGACAACGAGCAUCAGGAGUUUCUGAACGCUCACUUCGGCUCUCUCCGGAAGUCGAUGCUGUCCUUGUUCUUCUUGCUGUCCGAGCCAGACUUGAUGCCCUACUGGGAAGUCCUGGAGUCUGACGCGCUCCUGGCAGCCUUUCUCAUAGCCUUUGUCGUUUUUGUGAGCUUUGGCAUUGUAGGCCUGUUGACUGGCCUCGUCUGUGAGAGCAUGUUCGACAAGAACGACGCCAGGAUCGAGCAGGAGCGCGCGGAGGCCGAGGAGAAGCGGCAGAGGAUCAUCCAAGGCUGUGAAGGCAUUUUCGAGACGAUUGCAAGUGCGCAAGGUCAUGCAUCCAUUGACGACAUCAUGCAGAUUCUUCCUGCAUUGGGCGAGCUAUGCGUCGAAGAGGGCGUGCCCUUCGCUCGAGAGGAUCUCGUCAACACAGUGAACUGCAUGGACACAGAUGGCAGUGGUUCCAUCGACAAGAAAGAGUUCUGCGUCGUUCUCGGCUUUCUCCCGGGAGUUAUGGAACCGGCCACAGCAGCCGUGAAGCUCCUCCGAGUUCCUCGUCAGAGUAUCGUGCACUUGGCAGAGGGAUUGCGACCCAUCUCCAUCGUGGAGUUGCACUACAUCACGGCACAGACGAAGGUCAAAGUAGACAGGUGCGAGAGUCUUCUUGCUGGCAUCGCGCAGUAUUUCGAGACGGAAACGCAGGCAUCGUCUCCUAAAUCAUCGCCGAGCAAGCAGGUUCUGCGCCCACCAGCUACAGCUGCAGCCCGAUCUGCGACCUCGCCGAAGGCAACCAAGGUUCUUUCGCCGGGCAAGUUCAACAGCAAUCCGAUUCGGGAGCGACGACAGACAUCCGAGCCCCAACACUCCGAGCCUUCCUUCCACCUCGGCUUCGACACGCCUGGGACUAGUGUCGCCAAGGAAAUCGAGGACCUCAGGGACACGUUAUUGAAGGAGCUGCGGUCGAAGGCUCUCGUAUCGCCGAUCAUCGGCGACGGUGGUUUAGAGCGCAUCCUGCACGAGGUUGAAGCAGUCCAGCGGGAGACAUCAUCCCAGCUUCAGCACCAGCUAACUUCAGUGGUUGAGGCAACUCGACAGGUGCACACCGGCAUCCUGCAGGAAGUUGCAACCAUGCAAUCUUGCGUGUCCGCGACCCUGCAGUCCUUGGCCCAGCAGAGCGUUGUGGACUUUGUUGGCGACUGCAUGCUGACGACGCAGACUCAGGAGCUAGACACGUGGAAGCAAUCCUUCUUCGCUGAGCUGGAGGCCAUGAAUCUGAGCCUUGCACAAGCACCGCAGUGGAGGACGGCGAACAAGAGCUUUCGACAGCAUCCACAUGUGCCGGAUGUCCUGGACAACGCAGUGUCUCCUGCGCAGGGGACACCUUCGACAGCCAGAGAAGCUGCUGAGAGGAUAGCGGCAGCUGCUCUUCGCCACAGUGCAAGUGCGGUUGGCAGAACGGUCCACCCCGACAUCUGCUUCCUCGUGGCCACCGUCCCCGGACGUGUCCGACGCGACCAGGCGAUGGAGGGAUGCACUGAGCUGAAGCCCGCGCCGCUCGAAGCAGCGCCAAAGCUGCGCCGAAGCUGCGCCAAAGCUGCGCCAAAGCUGCGCCCGCUCCGGAGCCCCCAGGACUUUCCACGCUCCCGCAUCGUCUCCCAUUUUGCUCAGAUGAUGUUGAAGCACCCGAAGUUCACGGAGCUCCUGCGCGGCACGGCGCGAGGCCUGGCGGAGAAGUUUGCGGAGAGGGAACUCCAGCCACUCCUGUGUGCCGACCUCUCGCGUCCUUCACCUAUGCCCCUGGCGUUGACAGGUCGAGCCUUGAAGCCCGAAAGAGAGGUGACGGACGCUCUGAAGGCUUUCUGGCGAAACUUCGUCGAGGUGGAGACCAAGAAUCGGGAACUACGCCUGCUGGCGUUCAUGUACCACCAUCUACGGGAUCCAGCACAGCCGGGUCAAGGCUUGGAGGGCACCACAUGCCAGGAGGACAUAGACGAGAUCUGCGGACUGUUGGCAGAGCAGUUGCCGGUAGCGCACGACGAGGUCCUGGUGCUUUGCAUCGAGGUCUUCUUGUCCCUGAGAGCUGUUCAUGCGAAGGAACAGGCAGCUGGGGUGUCCAGGAUUGCGAGCAUUCAGCCGGAGUGUCUUUACUUGCUUCGCCUCGUGCAACUCCUGCGACUUCGCGAACCUCGGGUUCCCGACUUCGUGGCAGAUUUGGAGGCCAUGGAAGUACACAUUGCUGAGCUGGAGAGCAAGCUCGCGCAAGCACGUGUCGAGGCUCUUGAGAAGGAGCUAGCAGCAGCACGAGCCCGACAUGUGGCCCAAUCACAUGCCCAGGGCGUGGCCCAAUUUGCUGAUGACGCCCUUCAAGCAGUGCCUGCCUGUCUCGAACAAGUGGCACCACCAACAUCACCGGAAUCUCCGGCCUGUGCCAGCGAGGGAUCCCAUCAGGUUGUGCCAUUAGUGGACAUGGCACCAGCCCUACAAGCUCCUGAGACACCCUCCGUGCCAUUACCAACACCGGCGAAACGGCAGCGCACUUCAGAGGCUUUGGUCGAGGAUCCAUGUCAAUCCGGGCCAUGCAUUUCACUAGACCAGACCCCGAAAGCAUCGGUUGCUCGUGGAAGUUCCGAAGCGGUCGUUGUGCUUUCCGGCGAUGGAGCAUCAUCGUCAAAGGGCGAUCAGCAGGAUCCGAAGACGCAGCAACUUGUGGAGAUGGGUUUUUCCCGACGGAGUGUUGAGCUGGCCCUGCAGCAGAACAGAGGAUCUGCAGAGCUUGCAGUGGGCCAGCUACUGAAGGAACUCGAGGAUAUGCCAUCUCCCCUGGAGCACAUGCAGUCGAUGGGCUUCGAUGCCAGUGCUGCAGCUGAUGCGCUGCAAAAACAUGGCAGGAUAGGUGCCGCAGUGCAGGAGCUCGUUGUAGGCCGAAGCCACAGCCAGGCUUCCGGUCCGUUGCCAGAGCCGACUUUCGAGAAAGGACGCGAGCCCGAAGCCUCGCAGUCAGAGGGUGCUGCAAAGCGUGUUCGACGUGAUCCAUGUGAGAUCAGUGCAGAGGGGGAGCCUGUUUUGGAGCUGCCGCUGCCAAACAAGCUCUUGAAUCCGGAAUCUCAUCCAGGGAAAGAGGCCACUGAGAAGAAGGUUGAGCACAGCGAGGCGACGGCUGCAACUUGCGCAGAUGCAGGGAAGCGUCCAAAAUCCAAGGCCAAGCCGAAGUCGAAGCAAGAACCGGCUCCCAAGAAGAAGGCACAGCUGAAGGGAAGCAUAGCCGCCGUCUUUGAGGGGAGCAUGUUGACGACCGAGAGAACGAUCCGUGCAAAGCCCUCCAUGCCCCUCGCAGAAGACAAUGCGUGCAUCACCCUUGCCCAGGCUACCGUAUCUCCAGACUGCAGGGUGGUUGCAGAGGGAAAAUGUGCAGCCGCAGAUGACGAGGCAGAGGUGGUUAGGGUAUUCAAGGCAGGCAGGCGGCAAAAAUUCGGAAAGUUCUUGGAUGCUUUCGGCUGGCUACAUCUCAUCAUGAGGAAUGCAAAUGCUCAGAUGCGGCGCGAUCUGCAAGCGGCCAAGCUCAGGCUGCCGGCAGUGCUGGAUGCUCUCGUUGGCAGCGUGGAUUGGGCUGACCAGAAUUCCGUCAAGCGGUUGGCACAGAAGCUGCAGGACUUGCAAGAAAGAUGGAAGGAUGGACGACGGCCAACGAAAAUCGAGCACCACGCGUGCUUGCUGGAGCUUCGUUCGGGGAGCAGGUGCAGAGAAGGCAGCACAGGCCUCGAAAGCAUGUGGACAACGGGGCGCCUGCAGAGCUAUUUCGCGGAAGCCUGCGAGACGCAGGAGAUUCUCUUGGAUCUGGUAAAGCACUUUCCGAAUCUUCUGAACGAGACUGACGGGGAAGCACCUCCCGAACUCGUGAAGUACUCCACAGGAGCAUCUGCCACGGUGCAGACCGUCAUGAUGGUUAAUCAUAUGUGGUCGAACAGGAUGAUGAUGCCGGAUCAGGAAAAGCGAGUUCCAUUCAGUGUGGACUUGAAGCCGCUCUUCUUGCUGCUUCUCCGUGAGAUCCACUCUGAAUGGCCUACUUUUCGCAAAGAUGCAAAGCUGUUGCUCAAGAUUCGAAGCGUCAGGAACAGCGGUGGGUGGGUGGCGCACCCAAAGACGAGAAGGACGGGCAAAUCUUCAGAAGCGCUGCUGUUUGGUGAGCAGCACAUUGACGCUGAGCUCAAGGCUGCAGUCGGACUCCAGCCAGCCGCGCUCCUGGAUGCGCUGGGUGGGCAGCAACCCUGGCGUGCGAUCACGCAGCAGGAGAUCGGCAUCGAGGCUCCGGAUUCACCGACAGAGGGGCUGAUCCUGAAGUCAGCAGGCGACGAAGCUACAAUCAUCGAUCGGGAAGAUCAGUUGCAGGCCUUGGUGUCCCUGGGCGUGAUUGAGCGCCGCAUCAUGUUAACCCAGCAGGAGAAGCUCGACAAGCCACGCUUCGUGCUUUCCCACUUCGGCAACAACCUGAGGUCUUGGUGGUACUGCGAGAACUGUGGCAUGUGGCUGGAUACACGCGAUGCAUCUUACUCUUCGAAUACCCAGCGCUCGGCUCCGAGGAAUCACCGCUGUGGCAAGCGCGAUAGAGAUCGUCAGCUGCAUGAGAAAUCGACCGCCAAGCCCACGGUCUUCAACAUAGAGAAAGGUGCCGAUUUGGGCUGCCACGUCCGUGCGGUGCAAUAUGGCACUGAUAGGCUGAUGCUGCAGCUCCGGGUCCCGAUCAGCGCACUCCAGCAAAUCGAGUACGCUGCAGGGGUUACAUGUCAGCGCUUGAAGGCCUCCGUUCGGAUUGCCAGUGCUUGCCAGCACGAUAUGGAGGCUGAAGCAGAGCAGAAAGUGGAACAGGAUGAAUGUCCGAUUGAGGAGGCCGAGGAGCAAAAGGAAGUCUCCGGCAAGGAGACAGCUCCACUCAAGCGUCGACGGACCGAGCUUGGGACGGACCAGACCCUGGGCAAAGAGAUGUGGUGA